Messenger RNA from Ciona intestinalis (vase tunicate), 1339 nucleotides. Lineage: Eukaryota; Metazoa; Chordata; Ascidiacea; Phlebobranchia; Cionidae. The record is from RefSeq.
AGGCGAAGUGAAAGUUUUUGGAUUUUUAAUAAAGUUAAUCAAAUACACAGUAUGGCAACUCAUGGAAAUGGUCCCAAUAAAUCUACGGAUUCGGGACCAGCACUACCAGUUCGAAGAAGAAAAAAAAACAACAAAUUAAAAGUUCGUAUUGAUCCUCCCGAGCAAACCCCGAAAGUUCCGAUCGUUCCGCACAAACCACAAUCGAGGAUGAACAUAAAUGGGCAAGACAUCGAUAUUCGCGCUGAUGAUCUGACUAUAGUUGAAGAGUUAGGACGAGGGGCGUAUGGGGUCGUCGAUAAGAUGAAACACAAAUCCACCGAAACGAUAAUCGCGGUUAAACGGAUCCGUGCCACCUUGAACACACAAGAACAGAAACGACUUCUGAUGGAUCUCGAUGUCUCGAUGAGAUCGGUUGAUUGUGAUUAUACAGUCACUUUCUACGGGGCGCUUUUCCGACAAGGAGACGUUUGGAUUUGCAUGGAAGUGAUGGACACCUCUCUCGAUCAGUUUUAUAAAAAGGUGAAGGACCGUGGUUUAAAGACGGGUGAGGACGUGUUGGGAAUAAUAGCGGUGUCCAUCGUUAAAGCACUUCGGUAUUUACAAGAAACUCUCCACGUCAUUCAUCGGGAUGUUAAACCUUCCAAUGUAUUGUUGAACAAGAAUGGCCAGGUAAAGUUGUGCGACUUUGGAAUCAGCGGACAACUCGUCGACUCGCUCGCCAAAACCAUUGACGCUGGAUGCAAACCUUAUAUGGCGCCCGAACGCAUCGACCCUGCUCAAAACCAACAAGGAUAUGACGUCAAGAGUGACGUAUGGAGUCUUGGGAUUACCAUGAUAGAAGUCGCCACCGGGGAUUUCCCCUACGACACCUGGCGGAAUCCAUUUCAACAAUUAAAACAGGUAGUAGAAGAUCCUUCCCCCAAACUUCCAGCCAACACCUUCUCGCUCGAACUCGACGACUUUUGUCGAUGUUGUUUAAACAAAGACCCGUCGAAACGCCCAAACUACAGGGAACUUGAAGAUCAUGUGUUUGUACAGAAACAUCUUCAUGAGGACGUUCGCAGUAUUUCUUCUUUCAUAACUCUUAUUCUUGAGUGACUAUGACGUCAUAUAGGACCCGAUUGUGACGUGUUUGUCGAUUAUGACGUCGUGGUUACGUCGUAAUAGUCAAUUGUUAUGUCAGCAUUAAGAUUGUGACUUUAAACAUGUUAUUGUUGCCAUGCCAACCCGUGACGUAACAUCUAUGACGUCAUAUACCUUGUGCAAUUGUUAACCACUCGUAACAUCUCGUGACGUCACUUAACUUUUGUGCCUUAAUAAAUAAUUUAAAAAGUUUUCA